Molecule: messenger RNA, 2313 nt
Organism: Harpegnathos saltator (Jerdon's jumping ant)
Lineage: Eukaryota; Metazoa; Arthropoda; Insecta; Hymenoptera; Formicidae
Product: monoacylglycerol lipase ABHD12
Exons: 11
Coding region: 552-1628 (358 amino acids)
Biological process (GO): monoacylglycerol catabolic process; phosphatidylserine catabolic process
Cellular component (GO): endoplasmic reticulum membrane
Molecular function (GO): phosphatidylcholine lysophospholipase A1 activity; monoacylglycerol lipase activity
Source: RefSeq, a predicted model, not a curated record
GCCGCUAGCUUUAAUCUCGGGGAUCGACAGCGUCAGCUGGUUGCGUUCCUUAAUCGUGUAUCAGUAUUAAUCAGUAUUAAGUGAAACAAUACAAUAAAGGCGUUCGAAUAGGUAUUUCGCUUUUAAAUACUCAGUACGAAGUUGAGUGAAAUAUAAAGUUAAAUUACGUUAUACACAGAAUAUUGAGAAAUAUUGAGAAAUCUUUUCCAUUGCAACAUAUCACACAAACGUCACUUGUACACACAUAGUUCAUAUAAAGUGCAACAUUAUAUAAAUAACAUGUUUCAAAAACUUUUCGGGUAGAAUCAUUCCUUCUCGUGAUAUUAUUAUAUCGACUUGUAUAGUAAUAAUGGUAUAUUGGCUACCGAGGAAACGUUUCUUAAAGAGAUACUAAUAUUUCACGAUUAUUUAGAAAGUGUAUAUUAUAUAUGUAUUAAAAGACGCAGGAAAUUACUUCUUUUGAGUAAAGAGAGAGUCUCUGGACUAACUUUAAUCCAAGAAAGGAUUUGUGACGAAAAGGUAUUAUAGACAACCGGUAACUACUAACAAUCAUGAAGUCAACUUAUCUACUAUUAGCAGCAGUGCCAUUCGCCAUCCUUGAUAUUUGGUACACAGGAAUAUGUUUAAUUUGGACCAUGAAGAUAUCUGCAGUAACAUACCUCAUCUUAGUUGGACUUCUACCUAUAAUAUUUCAUUAUUCCUAUACUAUCCAAAAGAAAAUAUUAUUUUUAAAUUUUGUACAAUGGCCACUUAAAACAGACUUUUCUGAUCCAGGAUCAGUAGGAUUAGAAGGUGCUAGAAAUUUUUAUUUACAUACUGAUCAACAAGUAAAAAUAGGCAUAUGGCAAAUAUUACCACGAUCUUUAUUAAAUAAUUCCAUCCCUGCAACAGACGAAGCUUAUGAAAAACUCCUGAGUAAUGCCAAGUAUCCCGUGUUUCUGUACAUGCAUGGAAACAGUGGUAAUAGAGCAAGUUCACAUCGCGUUGAGCUUUAUAAACUUUUCCAAGACUUGGAUUAUCAUGUUAUAUGUUUUGAUUAUAGAAGUUACGGAGAUAGUGAUGUAGUUGAACUGUCUGAGUUGGGUGUAGUUACAGAUAGUAAAUAUGUUCUUGAGUGGGUAUUGAAAAAAGUAAAUAGUACAGUGCCAGUUUUCGUUUGGGGUCAUUCUUUAGGCACUGGAGUCUCUACACACGUAUUAGCACUGCUAGCAGCUGAGAAUAUACAACCAACAGGAUUAUUUCUAGAAGCACCAUUUAAUAACAUAGCUGACGAAUUAACAGAACAUCCAUUUGCACAGCUAUUCAAACAUUUACCAUGGUUCCAUUGGGUGAUUGUUGAACCUUUUUAUAACAAUAAUCUGCGAUUUGAGUCUGACAAACAUAUCAGCAAGAUUGAAUGUCCUAUUAUGAUAUUGCAUGCUGAAGAUGAUGGAAUAAUUCCAUUUUUUCUGGCAGAGAAGCUCUAUCAUGCAGCAAUUAAUAGUUUUGGAAAUAAUACAGAUCGAAUCCAAAUGAUCAAAAUAGAUUCAUCUUACGGACUUGGACAUAAAUAUAUUUGUAGGUACAAGGAAUUGCCUGAUAUAAUUAAGACAUUUGUUGCUAAAACAUAUAAAAAUCUAACUGAAUAGUCUGACUAGAAAGAGUUACAAAAACUCAAAUUUAUAUUGUCACAAGAAUAUCCAGGCUUAAUCAGCAACAUUUAAUUUACAUGUAAAAGAGAUACAUAUAUUUCUUAAAGAUUAAGUAAGAUUAUGUUACUGAAAUUAAAAGAAUAGUACAUAGUGAAAACAUUUUUGUAAACUUAUAUAAAUAUUAUCUGUUUUUACCAUGUAAAAUUUCUCAUAAAUAUUUCACAUUAUUUUUAUUAGGAUGUAUAUUUAAUGUCAUAAUGCUGUCAAUUGUGUCCAAUGAAGAAUCUGUGUCUGAAUAUUUAUGCACCGAUUUAUGAUUAUGUGUAAAAUUUAUUUAAAUGUAUUUUUAUAUGUGUGAUAGUAUCAUAAAAUUGGUAUUUUGUAUAAGUGGUGCACUCUUCUAUAGCAGGAAGAAAAAUACCUAAAAAUAUUGUAACUAAUGUUUCUUGUGAAAUAAGUGGAAGUCAUGUGAUAGAAAAGCCAACACUGUGAUAACUAUUUCAAUGUCAUGAAUUAUAUUAUAUUUAUUAAUUUUAUAUAAUUAGCUCGAAAGACACAGUAACUCAUAUUAAAUAGUUUUUCUGAAGCCACAUGGUACUACCACUUUAUCUUAUGUUGUAAAGUAAUGCUCUUUAUUGAUGUAUGAUUUUAAGUGUAACAAGAAGUAAAUUGCUGAUGCCUA